This is a messenger RNA of Phycodurus eques (leafy seadragon), 1408 nucleotides long. It is a transcript of the gene rnf5, whose product is annotated as ring finger protein 5. Gene Ontology annotation, molecular function: ubiquitin-like protein conjugating enzyme binding; ubiquitin protein ligase activity. Lineage: Eukaryota; Metazoa; Chordata; Actinopteri; Syngnathiformes; Syngnathidae. Gene Ontology annotation, biological process: ubiquitin-dependent protein catabolic process. The record is from RefSeq and is a predicted model, not a curated record. Gene Ontology annotation, cellular component: endoplasmic reticulum. The transcript is spliced from 5 exons. The coding region runs from base 129 to 785 and encodes 218 amino acids.
GCGCUUUAGUUUAGUGACAGCCGUGGGCUCGUCGGCUUGUGGUUCACAGCCGAGCGACGUUCCUUCGGGUCGGGCCUUCGUGUGGCAGCUCGGUGCGUGAACCCUUUUCACUCGCACGGUACCUUAUUAUGGCAGCUGCGGACCCCCGGUCGUCGAGUGACGGCCGACCGGCGAGCAGAGGCGGGGAGAGCAGCAAAGACCGCGACGGACCGGGCGGAGGCAACGGGGAAGAUGAUCGGGACCGAGGCAGCUUCGAGUGCAACAUUUGUUUCGACAGUGCUAAGGACGCUGUCAUCAGUAUGUGCGGCCACUUGUUCUGCUGGCCUUGCCUCCAUCAAUGGUUGGAGACGAGGCCUAGCAGACCCCAGUGUCCUGUGUGUAAAGCUAGCAUCAGCAGAGACAAGGUCAUCCCACUGUAUGGACGAGGGAGCUACAGUCAAGAGGACCCCCGGUUGAAAACGCCUCCAAGGCCUCAGGGACAAAGAACUGAGCCAGAAAACAGAGGCGGGAAUAUCAUCAAAAGGUUCAGAGAAUCUGGAGAAAUCACUGCAUGUGAGCGGCAAGGCCGAAAACCAACAUUGAAUGCCCGUGACCUUCGAUCCCUCAGGCGGCACUGCAUCAAAAACCGACAUCAAUGUUUAAAGGAUGUCACCACGUGGGCUCAGGAACACUUCAGAAAGCCAAUGUCAGUAAAUACAGUUCGCCGAAAACUGUAUUUACUGACUGAAAAUGUGUGGCGCGUUAAGAAAGCGUUAAAUACGACAACGGAGACCCCGGACUGUUGAACAGCUGAAGCUGUACAUCAAGCAAGAAUGGGAAAGAAUUCCACCGACAAAGCUUCAACAAUUAGCGUCCUCAGUUCCCAAACGUUUAUUGAAUGUUGUUCAAAGAAAAGGUGAUGUAACACGGUGGUAAACAUGAUCCUGUCCCAGCUUUUUUGGAACAUGUUGCAGCCAUAAAAUUCUAAGUUAAUGAUUAUUUGCUAAAAACAAUCAAGUUUAUCGGUUUGAACAUUAAAUAUCUUGUCUUUGUAGUGUAUUCAAAAUAAAUACAGGUUGAACAUAAUUUGCAAAUCAUUGUAUUCUGUUUUCAUUUAUGUUUAACACAACGUCCCAACUUUAUAGGAAUUGAGGUUGUAUACCACCGCCACCUAGUGGUUAUACAAAAGGUGUAGCCUACACUUCUAAUUCCAAUAUUACUGCGGUACAUAUGACUGCAAAAAUGUACAUUUGUGCUCAUGAGUUUACAUACUCAGGCAGAAUUUGUGAAAUAUUGUUUUUUUGUUUUUAAAUACGACUGAUGACUAAACAGCAACCAUCAUGAAUGUAUUUAUGGUUAUGUUUUGAUUAAUUAUAAUGCUUUUCUGAAAUGCGUGAAUUUGAAUCCCAAUAAAAUAAAAUUAAAUGUG